AUGUUUCUGAUCGUAGCUCCUCUGGCAGCGGCCUUAUUCGCACUUGUGCUACAAGGAUAUCGAUACUUCUGGCGAUCUCAGCCAACCGGCACUAGGCAGCUUCCGGGACCUAAAGGAAAGCCACUCAUUGGGAGCGCUCAGGAUCUUGGGUCGGACUACUUUUGGAUAAAGUUCCAAGACUGGGCCAAACAAUAUGGACCAAUCUAUCAGUACAAGACAUUUGGCAAGGUCAACGUGGUGAUAUCGACGGAAAAGAUUGCCAAUGACCUGCUCAGAGAACGUGGGAAUAUCUACAGUUCGAGAGAACAGUUGACCAUGGGUUCGGAGCUGCUCAGCGACAACAAGAAGGCCUUGUUCCUUCCGUACAAUGACACAUGGCGUCGGUAUCGCAAAUUCCAGCAUCAUGUCACCAUGCCUAAAAUGGCCACAUCUUAUCAGCCUCUGCAACUCCAAGAGUCUGCUCGCCUCGUGCACGACCUUAUCCUGAACCCCAAGGGCUAUCAGACGCUUUUUCAACGUUAUGCUGCCGGGCUGAUUCUUCGCCUAACUUAUGACCUCCGGAUCGAAUCGGGUGAAGAGGAUGUAGUUCGUCGAGUGUACGAGAAUCAGCUCGCCGUGGAGCGCAUCGCAUCUCCAGGGCAAUAUCUUGUCGACCUAAUCCCGUCGUUGAAGUACCUUCCAGACUGGAUUGCGCCGUUCAAAAGAGAGGCAAAGGCGCAUCGCAAGCGAGAAAUCUCGUUGUUCUGCGGCCUCGUGGACGAUGUCCGAAAAGACGUUGAAAAAGGAAAAGCAGGCCCAAGUUUCACGAAGAGUUUGCUGGAGAAAAAGGAGGAGUAUAACCUCUCCGAGCUCGAAGCCAGCUAUAUCCUCGGCGGCCUAUACUCUGCCGGUGCAUCUACUACUGCAUCCGGUGCAAUGAGCUGA
Molecule: messenger RNA, 924 nt
Organism: Fonsecaea pedrosoi CBS 271.37
Lineage: Eukaryota; Fungi; Ascomycota; Eurotiomycetes; Chaetothyriales; Herpotrichiellaceae
Exons: 3
Coding region: 1-924 (307 amino acids)
Molecular function (GO): heme binding; iron ion binding; monooxygenase activity
Source: RefSeq, a predicted model, not a curated record